Messenger RNA from Saccostrea echinata, 1672 nucleotides. RefSeq lists its product as uncharacterized. The record is from RefSeq and is a predicted model, not a curated record. Bases 110 to 1510 code for a protein of 466 amino acids. Lineage: Eukaryota; Metazoa; Mollusca; Bivalvia; Ostreida; Ostreidae. The transcript has 9 exons.
AUGAAAUGUUGGUCUGGUCGCGGUAAACAGACUUUCGAAGAACCCAAAUUGUGUUUUCAACAUUCCCUUCUCAUCAAAUAAACCAGUAUCGAGUUAGUUCAAUCUGAGAAUGGAUUUGCCACCACUAAUAGUAACCGCAGAAGAAGUCAUCAACUCCCUUCCACCGCCCUCAUAUGAGGAAAUCAUGGGCCACCAGGCCCAAACUUCAGCAAAAACUGAUGUAUCUAAGGAGGAGUUACCGCCCUUGGCUUACAUUGAUAUAAUGCCUCGAUGUCUUCACCCAGGAAAUAUGAAAGGGAAAGUUCCACCAGAAUACGACAAGUUCAGUACAUUGAUCCAGGCGGCAAAUCACUGGCUAAGAGAAUGUCCAAUGUACGGCGUGUGGAAGUGUGAGACGGUAGAACGUAAAGUAGAGCCAAGCGGGGAAGUUAUAAUGGAAAGCAUGUUAUUUCACGAGGCCACUUAUGGAUUUAAUGUUUAUAUCAAUGGUAUCAGGCUGUGGUUGUAUGUCCGAGACAACAGUUCCUCGCCGCCUCAGCAGUUGGGACUUUACAGUCGAGUUCCAGACAAAGUAGGGAUACCAAUCGCUUACUACGGACGUCGCAGAUUUCACGGUCCGGCUUUAAUUCAAACCAUGACGUCAUACGAAGGACUGAGAACCACAGUAGACAAGUUAAACAGAGAACUCCAGAGUAAACCCCUCGGAGGGACUAUUUUGACUGUGGAGUGUGCCGUGAUAAAGGCAGCGGAGGGAUUUGAGAAGUUGGACGUGGAUCCUGACAAUACAGUGUUUCAUGAAAAUGGUGGGAAAUCACGGCGUUACACACAGAUUCUCCGAAUAUUCUACGUCAUUGGAACUCCAACACAAGAAACCUUUGAAUUGAUAGAUGUUAUACCUAAAGUAACCAGGAAACCUGGAAUGGGGACACCUGCCAAGUUCGAGACAUACGAAGAAACAUUAGAACGUCUAUCUAAAAAUCCACCCACAGAACUCAGAGAAGGACGGAUUGUCAAUAUACAGACUCAUAUAUCAAAAUACCUGGAAGCAAUGGGUGAGGUAGAUGUUCUUUCAAACGAUACCGAUGAUUUUGUCUUCGGUACUUCAGAAGGAAAACAGCUACAGAUAAUACGCAUCUUCAAAGUGAAAGGAAGUUCAACAAAUUCCUUUCCGCCAUGCCUGUCCUCGAAACUCUUUCUUCCUGUCCGCACUGGUCAAAAGUCAUUUGAAAAUAUGGCACAAACAAUGUUCCGGAUAGAAGCUUGGCUUAGAGCGACAGGACUACCUGUCUACACUGUUGAUACUGUAUCCUACCUCUUCAAACAGCAUUCUCCGCUAGGUGUGGAUAACAGCAAAUCUAACGUGAUAAGUCCCGCGGGGGUCGGCAAACACUUUGUAACUGCAAUCAGGGUUUAUUUCUCUCAGCCCUUCCAGGAGCCUGACCCCGCCCUCCUACCUCCUGUGUUUCCAUGGGUACCUUCCUCAGGUUCGUCUAGCUGUUCUAUAUUGUGAUCUGCCUUCCUCUACAACAAUACUCUGUGAAUAUCAAAACCAGAACGUAUAUGGCUAUGCACAUGUGGAUCAAGCACAGACCUCAACGUAAAGACUGUGAUCAUAAAUACUUGUCAAAUUUUACUUUUUUAUCUUAUAAAAAAUGUUCUUAUGUAUAUGUUA